GGUCGAUAUUCACAGUAGAAAGACAACACGUUUGUGUAAGAGCUUAUGGCGGCGCCCAAUGGCACAGCUGGGGAUGUGUCUUUCACUUAUCAGCAGAUCUUUAAUCAAGACAUGGAUGCUGGGCUCAGUACUAAAACUGCAGUGGCUGUGUUAACAUCUCUGUUCUUCAUUUUUGUAAACUGUGUGAUGCUCUUUGCUCUAGGAAGCAAGCGUGUGUUCCAUGAGACGGCACGCUAUAUACUUUUUGGCCACAUGCUUAUGAAUGACUCUGUGCUUUUGCUGGUCUCAAUCUUAUUGUAUACACUGGCUCAGUGUUUCCUUCCAAUACCCAAAUCCAUAUGCACUCUGUUAGUGUUUAUCUCCCACUGCACUUUCCGUAAUGCUCCUCUGACUCUCGCACUGAUGUCUCUGGAGCGGUACGUGGCGAUCUGCUUCCCUCUGAGACACUGCAACAUCGCCACACCAAAAAGGACUGGAAUCGCCAUAGGAAUCAUCUGGUUCCUUAGUUCUAUAAAUAUUAUAACUGACAUUAUUUUUGUUUUAACUGUCAACCCCAGUCAUUUAGUCGGUAUUUUAUUUUGUACAUUAGAAAAAUUGUUUCUAUUCAAAUGGCAGCUGGAUAAAUAUCAAGCGUUUGAUGUUCUUUAUUUUGUGUCGGUUGCAGUGAUCAUCAUUUUCACAUACAUUAGCAUUAUGAUCACUGCUCGGUCUGUCUCCUCUGAUAAAGAUUCAGCUAAAAAAGCUCUCAGAACGGUGCUGUUGCACUUGAUUCAGCUGGGACUGUGUCUCACCUCUUUCCUGUAUAUUACAAUAGAAAGAACACUGUACAUAAUGACUGGAACCAACUCUUCUCUCUUCAUAAAUCUCAGAUAUCUCAAUUUUCUUAUUAUUCUCAUUCUACCACGUUGCCUGAGUCCUCUGAUCUAUGGUAUGAGAGAUGAAGCAGUGUGGCCCUUGUUCAAAUAUUUUUUCUGCUAUCGUUCAGGAAAAGUAAAGCCCUCUGUUAAUGUACAUUAAUGUUUUUUUUUUUUGACAAAUGGUUAUAUCCCAAAAGAUAUUGUGGCUCACGUGUUGCAAACACCUAAACUUGUUCAUCAAACUCUCAGAUGAAAUUAUCUGCCAAAAUAUAUUUAAGACUGUUAUCUGGGGGAGUAAUAGGCUGUCUCUGUGCAUAUUUUAACAUAAUCUGUAUUCAUACUAUAUAUUAAUUAGUAUCCUUUUCAUUUUAUUUAUAUUAUAAUAUAGAAGCUAUUAUUCACAAGUUUCUACCUGGGUUCUGAAAUUACACUUGUAUAAAAAUAAUUAUAUAAAAUUAAUUUUGGGAAAAUAAUAAUGUCUCCUAACCUAACCAGGACAAAAGUAUAAACAUAAGAUAAAAACUGUUAAAACCUCACCAAGAAUUCUAUGUACGUUUCCAUAUAAUUAUAAUUAAUUAUGCAGACAGCUAGCCUGUAUAAUGCAUUUGUACACUUUUGGACUGUUAUAGAAAGUCUUUUCAAGGCUUUUUGUAUCUACAAACAACAUUUAUGUAUAGCUCAUUAUGCAUGUAAAUAAACCACCCUUACUGUAUGUGA
Molecule: messenger RNA, 1574 nt
Organism: Pimephales promelas (fathead minnow)
Lineage: Eukaryota; Metazoa; Chordata; Actinopteri; Cypriniformes; Leuciscidae
Product: odorant receptor 131-2-like
Biological process (GO): detection of chemical stimulus involved in sensory perception of smell; G protein-coupled receptor signaling pathway
Cellular component (GO): membrane
Molecular function (GO): odorant binding; olfactory receptor activity; G protein-coupled receptor activity
Source: RefSeq, a predicted model, not a curated record